Dissoconium aciculare CBS 342.82 is the source of this 1145-nucleotide messenger RNA. RefSeq names its product mitochondrial glyco protein. Gene Ontology annotation, cellular component: mitochondrial matrix. The transcript is spliced from 2 exons. Bases 35 to 979 code for a protein of 314 amino acids. Gene Ontology annotation, biological process: cytosolic ribosome assembly. Lineage: Eukaryota; Fungi; Ascomycota; Dothideomycetes; Mycosphaerellales; Dissoconiaceae. The record is from RefSeq and is a predicted model, not a curated record.
CAGAAUCCCAAAUCUCUCACACACAGCAGCAAUCAUGCUGUCUUUGCGCGCCUUCGCUCGCGUCGCUCCUCGACGCAUCUCAUCCCGCAUCUCCACAUCAUCGAGUCUGCUUCGACCUACAUUCCAAUCAGCCGUGCGGAAUAAUGGCGUCUCGAUAAUUGGACGUGCUGCGACUGCGUCCUUCUCCACUUCUCGUCAACUCCUGGACCAAUACAGCCAACACCUCGCCGCUAAACUCGCAAAUGAAAUUGAGCUUGAGCAAGAAGAAGCAGCUGAGGGAGCAGCCUCCGAUGACGGCGUCAAGCAAUUUGUGGCGGAGAACCCCGAAUGGACCAUUCUUGAUGCGGAGGGCGAGCAGGACGUCUUCUUGCAGCGAAAAUUUGAAGAUGAGGAAGUGACCGCACACUUCAGUAUCUCAGACUUCAACAACCCCAUGCAAGACGAGAUGGCGAUGGAAGAUGACAUCCUGGGUGACGAGGAGGACCUCGAGGGCCAAAGUGGAGGCGCCAACACAGCUGGUUCCAGCAUUCAAGGUCGCGCCGGUGGCGGAAACCUCAAGGUCGGCACUGAGGACAACAACGCACCUGCUGACCGCGAUGUUCUUCAGGACGAGGAGGACCGUCAGACUUCCUUCCCGGUCAACGUCACCGUUCUUAUCCGCAAGGCCGGCAAGGGUAGCCUACGAUUCGAUCUGGUCGCUGAGAACGGCAUGUUCCUCAUUCAGCAAAUCACUCCCGUCUCAGAGUCCAGCGCCUCUGCAGUGGAACAGAUCCGAGAGGCUCUGUCCCAGCGAUCCAACCAAUACUCUGGCCCACCAUUCGAGCAGCUCGACGAGGACCUUCAAUCAAUGCUUGACGAUUACCUCGGUGUUCGUGGCAUCUCAAGCAAUCUUGCCAAUCUAGUGCCAGACUACGUCGACGUUAAGGAGCAAAAGGAAUACCUGGGCUGGCUCAGCCGUGUGAAGAACUUCGUCGACUAAAUGCUAUCUACGGAACAUUUCGCAUUUUAAGAAGUAUCUUCUUGUCACGUGGAAGGCAAAAUCUGUGGGGCGAUGUCAAGAUUUCGCUUGCUGUGGUUUCCACGUUGUAUUCUCCAGUUAAAACAGCACCUAGGUAUUCUGGCGCUUUCGGUUUAACCACCAAAGC